Messenger RNA from Asparagus officinalis (garden asparagus), 3981 nucleotides. Its product is annotated as ABC transporter G family member 9. Bases 274 to 2181 code for a protein of 635 amino acids. Gene Ontology annotation, cellular component: membrane. The transcript has 4 exons. The record is from RefSeq and is a predicted model, not a curated record. Lineage: Eukaryota; Viridiplantae; Streptophyta; Magnoliopsida; Asparagales; Asparagaceae. Gene Ontology annotation, molecular function: ATP hydrolysis activity; ABC-type transporter activity; ATP binding.
UAAGGGGAGCUGGCCAUGACUCUUUCUCCUCCAUUGGAUUGUAAUCCCAUGCACUUCUCUCUCACCAGGCGUUAGGCGAUUGUGUUUUAGGCAGGGAAAAGAUUUAGUUUCGGUUGUUUUUCCUUGAUGUCAAUGAUUGCUUAUUAGCUAACUUCGCCUCUUUCGUUCGUUCGUCCGUCUACCUUGCCUCAAACAUCCAUCCAUCAAUUUAAUACCGACAACAUUGAGCAUUGAUUCAACACAGACACCCGCAAACGAAGAUUGAUACCGGAGAUGGAGGAGUCAUUCUCUGUCUCUGCAACGCCACCAGCGCCGGAUCAAGGGGGCCGGCACCGUUCGAUCUUCGCCAAAUCCAAGCAUCCUGUUAUCCUUAAGUUCGAAGAUGUGGUGUACAAGAUCAAUACCGAGACUAGCAAUUACAAAUGCGUGACGGAAAUCAGGAAGAAGCUGAAGUCGAAAAAGGGUGGUAGCAGCAGCAAUAGUGACAGCGAGCGUGAAAUUCUAAAAGGCCUAUCUGGAGCGGUAGUUCCAGGUGAAAUGCUAGCAAUGAUGGGUCCAUCGGGCAGCGGGAAGACCACCCUCCUUACCGCCCUCGGCGGGCGCAUGUCUGGUGGGGGCCACGUUUCCGGCAGCAUAACCUACAAUGGGCGUCCCCUAUCCAACGGCAUGCGACGCAACAUGGGCUUCGUCACGCAGGAUGACGUUUUGUACCCUCAUCUCACUGUCACUGAGACCUUGGUCUACACCGCUCUCCUCCGACUCCCUAAAUCACUCUCGAAGCAAGAAAAGGUUUCACAAGCCGAGGCAGUCAUGGGCGAGCUAGGACUCAACACUUGUCGCAACAGUAUCAUUGGUGGUCCUAUGUUGAGAGGAGUGUCAGGAGGAGAGAGGAAGAGAGUUAGUAUUGGUCAAGAGAUGUUGAUCAACCCCAGUCUUUUAUUUCUCGAUGAGCCUACCUCCGGGUUGGACUCGACGACGGCGCAGAGGAUUGUGUCGACACUGUGGGAGUUGAGUAAGGGAGGGAGAACGGUUGUGAUGACUAUUCAUCAGCCCUCUAGUAGGCUCUUCUACAUGUUUCAUAAGUUAUUGCUGCUGUCUGAUGGCAAUCCUGUGUAUUUUGGCAAGGGGUCUGAGGCUUUGGACUACUUUGCCAGAAUCGGAUAUGUGCCCGCUGUCCCUAUGAAUCCUGCUGAUUUCCUUCUAGACCUUGCCAAUGGUGUAUUGUCUGAUGACACCUUGGAUAACCGGAUAGCUAUUAAGGAAGCUUUGGUCACAGCGUACAAAUCUCAUGUCCAGAAUAGGGUGAGGGAUGAGGGACGAGAGGUUACCAGUCACUUCAAGCAAGAGGAGCCGGAGACAAAUCAGUGGACGACAUCAUGGUGGGAACAAUUCAAAGUGUUGCUCGAAAGAGGUAUAAAGGAAAGGAGACAUGAAUCCUUCUCUGGCCUCAAGAUUGCACAAGUUCUUGUGGUAGCUGUGGUAUCAGGAAUCCUCUGGUGGCAGUCUGGAGCUCAUGUCCAGGAUCAGGUAGGACUACUUUUCUUCAUCUCAGGAUUCUGGGGGUUCUUCCCAGUGUUUCAAGCAAUAUUCACCUUCCCACAAGAGCGAAUGAUGCUAACGAAAGAGAGGUCAUCAAGAAUGUACAGGCUUUCCUCCUACUUCAUGUCUCGAGUAGUCGGGGACUUACCGAUGGAACUAAUCCUUCCCACAGGAUUCAUAACCAUAGUCUACUGGAUGAGUGGCCUAAAACCAACAGCAGCCAAUUACUUUACCACCCUCUCGGUUUUGCUUCUGUCAGUCUUAGUAGCACAAGGUAUUGGACUCGCAAUUGGUGCUCUCAUCAUGAAUCUGAAGUCCGCAGCCACACUGGGGUCUGUAAUUAUGCUCACAUUUAUGCUCGCUGGUGGAUACUAUGUUCAGAAUGUGCCUGUCUUCAUCUCUUGGAUCAGAUACGUCUCCAUGAGCUUCUACUCAUUUAAACUUCUUGUUGCCUCCCAGUACUCUGCCACCGAUACUUACGGAUGCAAUCCAAUGGCUACCUGCAAAGUCGCAGAUAUUCGUUCAGUAGACCUUGUGGGGUUUAGCCAUCGUUCAGCAGCAAUUAUGGCCAUGUUUGCUAUGCUCUUCGCAUAUAGAUUCAUCGCUUACUUGGCCCUCAUGAGGAUUGGUGUCACCCGCUGAAGCAUGCAUGAGUUUUAUGAAGCCUUUGUUCAAAAAAUGGAAGGAAUAACUACUACUGUCGUCAACUGAUGAAAAAAGCGAGGGAAAAAACAAACCAAGCAUAGAUUGUUUUUUGAACGAUUGUUACUCAGCUUACUGAUAGGUGUUAACAAUACAGAAACAAGAGUACUUGCAUACAUACACACAGCCUAGUCUAGAAAACAUUUACUAAGAAUAAAAUGUUAUGUCAGCAGAUAAAUGUUCGAGCAGAAUUGUUGUGAGGGUCUCAGGUGGGAGUCGUACUGUAAACAGAAAAUUUGGUAAUGAUACUAAUUAUAAAACAAUACAAAAUUUGGAACAUCUCUGUCCAGUGCGAGUAUGGUGUAAUUCCUGCGACUCUUAUUAAUUUCAUAGCCUACUAUAGAUAUUUCAGUUCCACAUGAUAAGGCUAAGGUUUCUUAAUAGAAGUAAUUGUACUUCAUCUUGCAUUGGAAUUUGAUGAGGAAGAGUAAGUAUAUAGCAGCAUCCACAAAGAUGGAGAGAUUACAAAGUUCAUAUAUGUCACCAUCUGAAGCACUUGAUGUCAUGUGUGGGGAUGCUAUUUUCUUAUAAGUUAGAUGUAAAAAUUAAGGUUGACUUGCAUAAGAGGAUAUGACAGGAAUAUGAGGUACCAAGGUGAAAUAAUAUUCCCAUAAAGAUAACGUGAAGAGAAAUGAAAAGUCAAUAUGAUGAACAAGAUUUAUCUCCAACCAUCUCGAUCUCAUCACCUCAUCAACAGUUUGUCGUGAAAGAUUUUCGCUUCUUUCUCGACGCUGAUACCAUGUACACAACCUCUGGCCUAACUCAGACAAGGUAUAUUCUGAUCAGAUCUCUACAAUGAAGUGGAACGGCCAAUGCUAAACUUGUCCUCGAACUGGUUGCUUCUGGUGUCGAACCUUCAUCCCAUAAUGAUGUUCUACACUCCGAUGUCAUUAAUACAUCUAUCGAGCUCUUUAGUGCCUCUCCGUGGCUAACGCGGAUAUUGCUUACACCAUUAAUAGACUAGCCAGCAUAUAUUACGCAUCAUCCUACAAGACAGAUGCGGGAUGCGAGCUGUUAAGCGGAUCCUUCGAGCUAACGAUUGAUCAAGGUCUUUCCUCUUCCCCCACUCCAGUCUCAAGCAGGCCUAUUUGGAUCUGGAUUGGUGCAGUAAACCUAUUGAUCCUCAUCCUCUAAGCAGCUUAGGUAUCUUCAUAGGGAUAAGUUUCGUCUCGAGAAGCUCAAAGAAGCAACAUGCGUGCUCAAGCACAAAAUCUGAAGUUCGAUUCAUCUCCACCAUGCAUCGAUCAAAUAAUUGAUAAUAUUUUCAUCAGGGUUUGUCCACUACGAGGCUUAAUUAUCUCAAAUUCAAAUCCAAAUCCAAGCCAUUGGUGCACGACCACCCUGUCGUCUUGCAUUGACAAAAUUUCAUGAUCAGUAGCAAUUAGUUCCUGAAAUCCAACAAUUGAUCACUGAUCGUAUGUUCUCUUUCAAGAUUAUAGUGAUGUGUUGCAAUAGAUUAUGUUAGAUUUUAACUGUGCAUUACGAUUCAAAUUUAAAUUAAAAAAAAAAUCUUUCAACGCAUGUUGUAUAUACAAUUAUAUAAAGACAUAUAUUCAAAAAUACAGGAGAAGCUUCACGGUUUCUUUAAUGAAGACACUAAAGUUUGAGUAGCAUAUUUAGCAGUAAUGUGAGAAACCUUCCAACUCGAAAUACAAAAUCCAUCUUGGUCGUUCGAUUAGAUUAGCUAGGUCUCAUAAAAUUUUACAAAAAAGAGAAACAUAAUCGUUCUACACCGAGGAA